AGACCGUUUGCCCUAAUUUCACAAUCAUUUGACACUGACCUGUUCAGCGACACAAUGCAGGCCGUUAAGUUGCUCGGACUUCUUGUAUUGAUUUAUACCUUGGAGGUUCAGGCAAAGCCGCCAGAGAAACCAGUUAAGAAACUACCAUUUAAACACACGCCUUUGAAGGAUGUCAAACACAAAGUUACAGAGAAGUCUAAGGCGCACAUUAAGCGGGUGACUCAACCGAAGGCAGAGCCUGCUAAAGACACUAACGAAAUUGAGACGAAGAAGGUAGUUUCGAAUAUCCUCAAAAAGCUUGUACAAAAGGAAAUUCCUGAAAGUCCAUCAAGCUUCAGGCACCAUAACUACGAAGAAAUGACAUGGCUAUUGAAAAAAUACUCCAGGAAAUAUACAAACAUCACUAGACUUUACGAUGUGGGAACCUCGGUGCAGAACCGUAAGCUCUGGGUCAUGGAAAUAUCAGACAACCCUGGAAAGCACGAAGUGAAAGAACCGGAGAUGAAGUAUACUGCAAAUAUUCAUGGCAAUGAGGUAGUAGGUAAAGAGAUGCUUCUGCAUUUGAUCCGCUAUUUGUGCCAUAAUUACGGGGUAAAUAAGCGGAUUACAGACCUAGUGGACAGCACGAGAAUUCACAUUUUGCCGAGUCUAAACCCGGACGGGUACGAGAUGGCGGCACAGAAAACAAAGACCCACACCGGCACAAAGAAUGCUAACGGAGUAGACCUCAACAGGAAUUUUCCAGAUCAGUUCUUUCCAAGUACCACAGGACCCCCACAACCGGAAACUCGAGCUAUUAUGGAUUGGAUAAAGUCGAAUCCUUUCGUGCUAUCGGCGAGUCUCCAUAGCGGAUCACUCGUCGCCAAUUACCCGUAUGAUGAUAACCCGUCGGGUCAAAGCCUGUACAGCGCGACUCCAGAUGAUGACGUGUUCCGACAACUCGCGCGGGCCUAUUCGGAAGCACAUCCCACAAUGCACCUGGCGAACUCGCCCUGGAAAUGCCCCGACAAGCAGCGCGAGCAUUUUAUCGACGGCAUCACUAAUGGUGCAAGAUGGUACAGCAUUUCCGGUGGGAUGCAAGACUACAACUAUGUGCACUCCAACGCGUUUGAGAUCACUCUAGAGCUGGGAUGUGAGAAGUUCCCCAACGCGUCCGCGCUACCGGAGUACUGGGACGAGAACAAGGAAGCGUUGCUAGGAUACAUUGAGCAGACACACCGAGGAGUGUAUGGAGUAGUGAGAGACGAGGAAGGCGACCCUAUCGAGAACGCGCGCAUUAGCAUAACAAACCGACGCCACGACGUCUUCACCGCAAAAGAUGGCGACUAUUGGCGCAUCCUAGUGCCAGGCUCCUACGAGGUGACAGUGUCCGCGCGGGGGUUUGAGCACGAAACUAAAGUAGCUAGCGUCAGUCCGUCCAAGGCGACGUCACUCGACUUCACACUCAAGAAAAUAAGAUACCGACAGAGACGACAAGUGGAUGACGACGAGGAUCCGAGGAGUGUCGCCGCUCGGGGGAAUCUUCGGGAGACUUUCGGAAGAGAAGAUGACACGAGGGGGAGACUAAGGAUCGCCGAUGACGAUGUGCGGGAUCAGGGGGAGGACAGUAGUGAUGUGGGGGAUGGGAGGGUGGGGUACACAGUGGAUAAAUGAUUCAUAACAACAGAGCAAAUGAUAUAGCACCAUUUAAGGAUGUCUUCACCAAUACGCUGUAUUGUACCUAUUUUAUCGGGAUCGCUUUGACAAAAGAAGUACCAUCCAUUAAGAGAAAAAUUAUUCCAUUUAUCAAAAUUGCAAACCAUGCAAAAGUACAUUUUUUUGUAUUUUUAGUGAGCCUUACAUUGUUGAAUGUAGUAAGGUACCUGAAAUAAAAGUGAAAUUCUUCUAUUAAAGUUAAGCAUUUUGUAUGGAA
Messenger RNA from Nematostella vectensis (starlet sea anemone), 1912 nucleotides. RefSeq names its product carboxypeptidase D. The coding region runs from base 55 to 1653 and encodes 532 amino acids. Gene Ontology annotation, molecular function: metallocarboxypeptidase activity; zinc ion binding. Gene Ontology annotation, biological process: proteolysis. The transcript has 2 exons. NCBI's taxonomy places the organism in Eukaryota, Metazoa, Cnidaria, Anthozoa, Actiniaria, Edwardsiidae. The record is from RefSeq and is a predicted model, not a curated record.